CUGCUAAAUAUGGAGCAUCACUUUUAUCUAGUCUUGUUCUUACUUGGUUUUAACUGGUGCACCUUUGCACAGAACAUCACCACGAUGCCAGGCUUUGCUGAAGAAUGUGUGUGGAGAAACAACUCUCGCAUUUGCUCGGAUCCCUGUUCAAAUCACACAGUUCUAAAUGAGUUCUGGCGAAGUACCUCCUAUGGGAAGGGAGAGAAAUGUGACAAUGAUAAAAGAGGGUGGUAUCGGUUUGUCGGCCAGGGAGGAGAACGCAUGCCAGAAGACUGUGUGCCGAUGUAUAGGUGCAGAACUGAUGCACCGUUGUGGUUAAAUGGAUCACACCCUAUAGAGAAUGCUGGAAUUGUAACUCGCGUUGCCUGUGCCCACUGGAAUGGAAAUUGCUGCCUAUGGUCUACCACUGUGCAGGUGAAAGCCUGCAUUGGUGGCUAUUUUGUCUACAAGUUGGAAGGGACACCAGCAUGUAGUUUGAUUUAUUGUACAGAUCCCAACUACAGUGGGAGCCCAUGUUCCCAGUGUGGUGCUGAUGAGGAAUGCCAGCUGGUGAAUGGUGUCUGGGGUUGCGUCUGCAGUCAAAGUUUCAAUAGUUCUGAUAUUUCUAGCUUGGAGAUGCAACUAGAGUGUGGAGCAAAUCAAAUUAAAGUUUCAGUUGAGAAGUGCGUUCUGAAUAAACUGGGCUUCCAGGAUGCGGUCAUGUAUUUGAAAGAUGACAGAUGUGCUGGUUUUGAAGAGCAGAAGAACAUAACAGUGAUCUCAGUGGUGACUCCCACUGAAGGUGGCCAGUGCGGAACACAGUUAACAAAAAAUGGCACCCAUGCUAUUUAUAGUAACACACUAUAUUUGGGAAAUGGGACUAUCAUUAGAGAUGAUGAAGUCAAGGUUAAUUUCCAGUGCUCCUACCCACUGGAUAUGGAAAUCAGCCUGGCAACAGCUAUCCAGCCUAUUGUAAGUGUAAUCAACAUCAGUGUGGGAGGCACAGGACUCUUUACGUUUAAAAUGGCUCUCUACAGAGAUUCAGAUUACACCUCUCCUUAUGAGGGAUCCAUGGCAGUGUUGUCGAAAGAGGCCUACCUGUAUGUCGGUGUCAUGGUCACAAAUGGGGACAUGUCUCGGUUUGUUUUGCGGAUGGACAGCUGUUAUGCAACACCCACAAAAAACACCACCAGUUCUCGGAAGUAUUACAUCAUUCAGAAUGGCUGUCCAAAUACAAAAGAUUCAACGAUUUCAGUAGCAGAAAAUGGAGUUGCAUCGCAGGCAAAAUUUUCUCUUCAAGUAUUCAGAUUUGUUGGAAACCAUAACCUGGUUUAUCUCCACUGCCAAUGUCGUCUCUGUGACACUCACACAGAACAAUGCAGACCGCAUUGCUCAAGAGAUGACAGUCGCCGAGCUGCUGCUGCUGAGCCGGGUUAUGUUUUGCACUUGGGACCUAUUGUCCAGAGAGGUUCUGAAGGCCUUGUUGGAGCUGCCUCAUCUCAUGCUUCAUUAGGUGCUUGGAUGACAGUGCUAGCUACUGUUGCGCUGGCUUUUUCUCUCCAUGAAUUUGCUUGACUGACGAACCCAGUCACGCACGCCAUUGAACAAAGAGGAGCAACAGGUGAAAUAAAGAGAGAAAAA
Messenger RNA from Heteronotia binoei (common prickly gecko), 1620 nucleotides. Its product is annotated as uromodulin-like. Gene Ontology annotation, cellular component: apical plasma membrane; cell surface. The coding region runs from base 10 to 1554 and encodes 514 amino acids. The transcript is spliced from 10 exons. The record is from RefSeq and is a predicted model, not a curated record. Gene Ontology annotation, biological process: neutrophil migration. NCBI's taxonomy places the organism in Eukaryota, Metazoa, Chordata, Lepidosauria, Squamata, Gekkonidae.